AUGGCGCACAGCAAGCGCGAGAUCAAGCCCGGGAGGGCGCACACCAAGGUGUCCGGCGACGUCGAGAUGCUGCGGACGGGCUUCUACGACGGCACCCCGCUGGAGGGCGGCAAGAUCGCCGACUCCCAGCCCGUCGACCUCUUCGCCGCCGCCCGACGCGUCGCCGAAGCCGACGCCGACGCCGUCCCAUUGCUUCCAAGUCUUUUGGGUCAAGAACCUCAUCUCGAUCCCGUGGCAAUUAUGGAGUCCAAGGCAUCACUCAAAUCAAUGACAAAGGUGCCUCCAAACCAUCUCGCUUGGUAG
Molecule: messenger RNA, 303 nt
Organism: Miscanthus lutarioriparius
Lineage: Eukaryota; Viridiplantae; Streptophyta; Magnoliopsida; Poales; Poaceae
Source: the annotation of a GenBank genome assembly